Messenger RNA from Drosophila guanche, 3469 nucleotides. RefSeq lists its product as uncharacterized. Gene Ontology annotation, molecular function: potassium ion leak channel activity. The transcript has 3 exons. NCBI's taxonomy places the organism in Eukaryota, Metazoa, Arthropoda, Insecta, Diptera, Drosophilidae. Gene Ontology annotation, biological process: stabilization of membrane potential; potassium ion transmembrane transport. Bases 345 to 3269 code for a protein of 974 amino acids. Gene Ontology annotation, cellular component: membrane. The record is from RefSeq and is a predicted model, not a curated record.
CGUGGUCGAGUCUGCGGGCAGUGUAGGCGAAAAGUGUGACGAUUCGAGCACAUCUAUCAUCCGUAUAGAUAGAUUCUUAUAAGUAUUUUCAACGGUCGAAUACAUACCAAGAAAACAUAUAUCGAAAAUUCCAAAUUAAUUGGAUUCUGCAAUUUUCAUUUUGCACGGAUCGACCCAUCCAUUGAGGCACUAUAAAAAGAAAUUGCAACCCGAAAGUGAUAUAAUUACAUCGAGAAUAUUUGUGCUUUGGAUGGGGAAAAUGAAAAUAUGAACCAGUUAUAAAUAGAUGACUUGAGCGAGAGCUAGCCCACAGAUAGACAGAGAAAGUAGCACACACACUGGACAUGGACGUGGAGCAGGCAGCCGCUGCUGCUGCCGCUGCCGCUGCCGCUGCCGAGGCCAGACAGCACCAGCGCCAUCGCCGCCGCCUGGGACGCAGUCAGCGCGAGCAGACACCCGUCACACAGCGCCAGCGGGAGGGGGAGGAUUCUGGCCCUGAUCCCUCUCCGCAGAUGGUGCGCAUGCAGAUACGUCCGCCGGGCACGUUGUCCGCACACGAGAGCAAGAUCCUGCGUCGCAGGGACAAGACUUUUGCCAGUUCCGCGAGCAGAAGCCAAUCCCAGCCACGCGAGGCCGAAAAGCUGAGCAGUCCGGAUGCAGUGCAGCUGAUCAAGCACCGCAGCCUGUCCUCGCCCCGCCACAAGGAGGAAUCCAGCGAGAGUGAGCUGACCACGGGCAGCUCCUACACAGCCGCAAACCCGAUGCCCAUCAGUGGUGACACGCUCAGUCGACUGGAGCAGAACCUGCAACGGUUCGAGGACGAGCGGAGGCGGUUCGAGGCCGAGAAACGGCUCUUUGAGCGGGAGAAGCGGGAGCACAAGCAGCGCCAUCGCCAGCAGCUGGACAACGAGGAGCGAAAGCGACUGCUCCAGAACUACCGAAAGCUCAGCGACCGCAUUCAGCUGCCUCAGGACGAGGAGGAGCGUCGUCGGCUCAUACACAGUCUGCGGCUGCAGCGGAAAGAGGCGCCACAGGUGCGCAGUCGGAAUCGCAGCAGCGGCUACGAGGAGUCAUCCACGCAGUUCAGCUCAUCCGAAGCGGAUGUGGCAGAGGAGAUACCCACGCAAAGGCCCAUACGGCCGCCACAGGGUUAUGUGGCUGCGCCCAUUCGAGGAGCUCCACCUCCGCCCCCGUUGGCUGUCCUCAAGCCGGAGGAACGACGAUCUGUUAAUCGGAACAACUCGCUGUCGCCGGUGCGUCCACAACGGCGCUCCAAGACGCCCGAGCAACGGGCGGAGAUCAGUCGCAAGGACGAAUAUGUCGAGGUGGGGGAGUCUCAGACAGAUUCGAUUAGAGCGCGGCCCUCGGAGGCGGAGCAGCAAUCGGAACUGAUGCAGAAGUACAUGGAGGCAGCGGAGAGAGCGGCCAAAGCAGAGGCAGCCUUGGCCCAGAGCCUGUCGGGGGAGGGAGUGCGAAGAAGUGCCAGUCUGCGUGUAGCCGAUAUGGAGCCAGUACGCAAGGUGGAGGGCAAACGCAGCUCUAGCCUAGAGAGGCCUCUGAGAUCCAAGCGAUCUGGAAGCCUGGAAAGGGGCAAGGAAGUGCAACAAAUUGUCGCUCCAAUCACGUCGGAUGAGCCCAUAGUAGAGCCAGAACCAGAACCAGAACCAGAAUUUUCCAUCAGUGAAGACAGCAUUCCGAAAGUGAAACCCAAAGUGACGGUCCUGCAACGCCUGAGAAAUCUCUUCAAGCGAAAGCAGAAGGCGGAGACUGUGGCAAGGAUUGCCGAACAAGAUUUGGCCACAGUCCCGCUGCCCGACAAGAUAAUUUCGCGUCCGUUUGUAUUUCACUUCUGGCUGGAGGCACGGCACGAGUGGCGACGCCUCAAGAUGGACUAUCCGCGGCGCAUGGAGGAGCUGCGAUUCCUGCGAAACACCUGCGUCUCCCACUGCAUUUGCCUGGCCCUUCUGCUGGGCUUCGGUGGACUGAUGUUCCGCUACACGGAGGGAGCAUCCGAGAACAUCUACAAGUGCGAGGUGCGCAAGGUCAAGCGGGAUUUCAUCGACAACCUGUGGGUCGUCAGCCACAACAUGAGAGAGGAUGACUGGAAGUCCAUGGCCCGCCAGAAGCUGCGCAAAUUCGAGGACGAGCUGAAUACGCUGGCCGAGAUGGGUCUGCGUCGGUAUCCGGGUCAGAAGUCGUGGAACUUUGUCAAUUGCUUUAUCUACUGUUGGACCGUAAUCACGACCAUAGGUUACGGCCACAUAACACCCAAGACAAGGCUGGGACGCUCCCUGACUAUCAUCUAUGCCAUCAUCGGCAUUCCCAUGUUCCUGAUCGUGUUGGCCGAUCUGGGGAAGCUCUUCACGCGCUGCGUCAAGUUCCUCUGGGCCUAUGUGCGCCGUGUGUACUACACUCGCUCCUGCCGCCGCAUUCGGAAACAGCAGCAGAUUCGUGACGCGAUGACCGGCUUCAAUACGGUCUACGACAUGGCCAUGCGGCGGCCCAGCAUGUUCUUCGGCAAGUCGGCGGAGGAGGAGGCCGAGUCACAGCCAGAUGCCGAGGCAGGCAGGUCGUUGGGCACAUCGCACCCGGAGACACCCACAUCGCCGUAUCCGGAAACCUACGAGGUGGACGAUGAGUUCAAUCUGCCCGUUUCGGUGGCCUCCCUGCUGCUCAUCUCCUACAUCCUGCUGGGCACGGCCGGCUACGUGAUGGUAGAGUCCGACUGGGAAUUGCUGGACUCUUUCUACUAUGUCUUUAUCUCGAUGUCCACCAUCGGAUUUGGCGACCUGGUGCCCAGCAAUCCCUUCUAUGUGAUGGUCAGCAUGAUAUACCUGAUUUUCGGCCUGGCCCUCACCUCCAUGUUCAUUAACGUGGUGCAGAUCAAGCUGAGCGACCACUUCAAGCGGGCAAGCGCCAAAGUGGGAGCCACAAUCGGCAUGGGCAUGGCCAGCGAGUUCGGGGACGAGGGCGGCAGCCAGCUGAAGACCCCCUCGGAGCUUGCUUCGGUGCACGGCUCGCGACUGGACCGCAUCGAGGAGGAUGGCCAGGAGCCAUCACUGGCUUUGAAUGGCUCCGGAACCAGUCCGACGCCCCUGACAUCCAUCCUGCGUACACCACGGCCACUGUCGCCAAUGGAUUUUAAUGGAGGACAGACUGUGGACGUCAGCUCUCAGCCACCGCCGCUGAUGCCCAAGCGUCAGGUGUCUGUGGAUCCACCGCCGCCAUCGGAAGGGGAGAAGAAGAAGAAGAAGCACAGAUUCUUCUAGAACUAAUCGUAAAAGUUCUGAGAUCGUGAGAGUCGCCGGAACCCAACCUCCCUAACACCUCAUAAAUGACAAGGAAAUUUCAAUCGAAUUAACAGUUACAUUACAGACACAUUUUUAUGAAUUUGUUAUUUAAUUGUAGUUCCCAUCAAUUUAGGCUAAGAUUAAUGUUAAUAUUAUAAACAACAGGAGUUGCCAAAAUA